This is a messenger RNA of Tilletiopsis washingtonensis, 3723 nucleotides long. RefSeq names its product cysteine proteinase. Lineage: Eukaryota; Fungi; Basidiomycota; Exobasidiomycetes; Entylomatales. The coding region runs from base 52 to 3558 and encodes 1168 amino acids. Gene Ontology annotation, biological process: protein deubiquitination. The record is from RefSeq and is a predicted model, not a curated record. Gene Ontology annotation, molecular function: cysteine-type deubiquitinase activity. The transcript has 8 exons.
CACCGCCGGGCUGAGGCUUGCGUCCGCCUCGCCACGCCUGCCGUCGGCCACAUGUCUGCAGGCCUCGGGCCGCCGCCGUCGUCGGCCGGGCUGGCAGCGCUCGUCUCGGCGUCGAGCUCGCGCGUGGCAGCCGCAUCCGCAGCGUCACCGCCGCCGGGUAGCCGCAGCACCCGCACAUCGAACGGCGCAAACGGCGGCGCGAGCGACCAUGCCAGCAGCAGCAGCCUCGGCGCAGCCGCUGCGCCGCGGAGAGAUGCGCGCUCGUCGCCGAAUCAUCCCGUCAACCUGCGGCGAGCGGCGCGUGCAGAGCUCGACUCGACGUACUCGAUCAAGAGCUACAUCGGCGCAGCCAACGCCCUACUCGAGAAGGCGCAGUCCGCAGAGGCGGGCAACAAUCUCGAGCAGGCCUUUGUCAACUAUCUGAAGAGCGCCAACGUCGCGACUUUCAUCCCGAAGCAUGCCGAGUGGCCGACUGUGCUAGCCACGCGGCCGCCAGUCUUCUACCGCUACCAGGACUUCAUGGGCCAAGUGCCCGACAUUAUCAAGCGCACCACGCGGCUUGAGGCUCAGCUGCAGGCGCGAGAGGAGGCGCGGGAAGAGGCGCGCUCGCACGCCCUUGCGCAGUCCGAGAGCGCGGCGAGCGACGGCAGCGCCACCCCUACUCGCUCCGAGCAGGCGCCUGGUGCGCCCGCAAUAGCGUCGCCUACCAAGGCAUCGCCCGGCCUGCGAUCGGACGAUCAGCUGCUGAGCUUGUCGGAGCGGCUGAGCAACUUGCGUGCGGCGUCUGGCGAGGGCAGUCCGCGGACAGACGGCGGGCUGGUCAAUGCGCGCAACCUCAGCAUGGCUGCCGGCUCAGAUCGGCAAGAUCUUGCCCGGCUCUCUUCGCGCGUGCCGACAGACGGCGAUGCUGCGUCUACACUGCCGCCGCCGCCGGACUCGCCAGCGCGCGCUCCGCCACCCCUGCCUGCGCUGGACACGCACUAUCCGGGCGCCGGCGCGAUGAGUCCGAGCCUGGAGAGCACCCACGACUGGGAGUACAAGACGCACAUCGUCUCGCCCUCCGAGUUCCACAGCCAGUAUCCUCCGCUGGAGCAGCUCGAGGCGAGCGCGCCGGCGCCGCGGUCACCGCCGGUCGCGCCUCCACGACCGCUCCCGCCGCCGCCGCCUCCGCCGCAGGGCGUCCCGUCGCCAGCCACGCAGCAUCUGGAGGGCCCGGCUGGCGAGCGAGGGUCGUUGGCCUUGUCCACGCAUGCCGCUGCCACCGAUGGGCCGGCGCUGCCUCGCACCAAUUCGGUCAGCGUGGAAGAGCUGUGGAUGCUGAUGAACCCCGGCUACGUGACGGUCUCCGACCCGGCUGCCGAGGGCGGGUCGCGCAUCGUGAAGCGCAGGGCACGCUCCAUUCUGCUCAUCGAUGUGCGCCAGGGCCGCCAGGCAUGGGAGGACUGCCACAUUGCGGGCGACAGCGUCGGGCUCGAUGCUGCGCGGCUUCGUGACGGGAUGCGCCCGGAGGAGAUCUCUGAGCUGCUCGCUGCGAGCGGGGCAUCGCCUGCCGAGUGCUCGAAUUUCGCUGCGCGUCACACGUACGACCUCGUCGUCGUGUACGACGCACAGUCGCGCACGCUCGCACCUCCACCGCCCGAGCUCGGCCAGCAGGUGCUCGAGGCACACCGCACGCUCGUGACCGUCUUCCGCGCCAUCUACGAACUGGAGUUCUCGCGGCCCCUGAGGCAUCAUCCGGUGCUGCUCAUCGGCGGCCUGCAGUCGUGGGCGCGCAAGGUGGGCGCUUCUGGGCUGGCCGGGCUGCGGCCUAUCCAGGCCAGCGCAGCCAUGUCACCAUCGCCUUCGCAGCAGCAGGAGGACGAGGCGAGGAGAGCCCGGCGGCAGGGCGUCGUGAUGGGCGCGGCCUACGACUCGGCCAUGCCUACGCCUCCGCCGCUCGCACGCGCCCCGCAGCCGCCGCAGAGCUAUGCUCCCCCUUCUCUGCCAGCACGAGCGUAUCAGUCCGCGUCGGGCAUGGGCAGCGGCGCCAUGGCCACGCCGCCCGCGGGUGCGCCUUCCUUUCCGCCCACGCCCAGCUCGGCGUCGUCGUCGCGCCGGCAGAGCGACUAUCUCUCUUCGCAGCCGUCGAUUCCCUUCUCCGGGCAGCCGCUGCAUCGCCCGGACGGCCCGAGUCACGGCUUCGAGUACCCGCAGCUGCGCGCAACAUCUGCCAGUGCAGCUCUCGCAAGCUCGCCGGCGCUCACACCGCCACCGAUGGCUGCGGCGUCCAACGGCGUCGCGUCGACACGCGCCGCCGCCCACUCGCACUCAUCCUCCCUCGGCGGCAUGGCGAUGCGCAACGGCACCGGCUCGCUCGACAUCGCUCGCCGCCCGCCCUCAUCCUUUGCCGCCGAUCCUAGCAACCGCAGCCUGAGCUACUCCGCGAGCACAGCGGCGCCAGAGAGCCGAGCAGGCGCGAACGAGAACGCGCGCAUCGGCCUGACGGGGCUGAAGAAUGUGGGCAACAGCUGCUAUAUGAACGCGACGCUGCAGUGUCUCAGUGCGACGGUGCCGUUGGCGCGCUUCAUGCUGGACGGGAGCUACAAGCGCGCCAUCAACCGCACGAACCCGCUCGGCACGCAAGGCGCUCUCGCCGAGGCGUUUGCGCAGCUUAUCCGCGUCAUGUGGUCCGAGCAGUUCACGUUUGUCUCGCCCGUCACGUUCCGCGAGGCCAUCACGCGCUUUGCGCCGGCGUUCCGCGGCUACGACCAGCACGACGCGCAGGAGUUCCUGGCAUUCCUGCUCGACGGCCUGCACGAGGAUCUCAACCACGUCGUGCACAAGCCGCCGCCCGUCGAGAUGACGCCGGCGCGCGAGCACGAGCUCGAGACGCUGUCGCAGCAGAUUGCGAGCGUCAAGGAGUGGAGCAUCUACCGCCAGCGCAACGACUCGCUCAUCGUCGACUGGUUCCAGGGGCAGUUCCGCAACAAGAUGAGCUGCCUGACGUGCGGCAAGACCUCCACGACGUACAACGCCUUCAUGUACCUCUCGCUGCCGAUUCCUGCGCACAACCGCGGCGCCAAGGUGACGCUGCAUCAGUGCCUGGACGCGUUCGUUCGCGAGGAGGUCAUGGACAAGGCCGACAUGUGGCACUGCCCCGCGUGCAAGAAGAUGCGCAAGGCCAGCAAGCGCCUCACCAUCUCUCGCCUGCCGCAGAUCCUGCUCGUGCACCUCAAGCGCUUCGCCUUUGCGCGCGGCACGGACAAGGUGCAGACGCUCGUCGACUUUCCGAUCAACGAGACGCUCGACUUGACCAACUACAUGCCGCCGCACCCGGGGAUCCUGCCGAAGGGCGUGCCCACGAGCCAGAGCCAGCAGCCGCCCUAUCUGUACCGCCUGCAGGGCGUCGUGCACCACUUUGGCAGUCUCAACACGGGCCACUACACGGCCUCGAUCCGCUCCGGCGGCGACUGGUACUACGCCGACGACAGCCGCGUCACGAAGCGGUCCGACCUGAAAGAGCUGCAGAACAGCAGCAGUCCGUACAUCCUCUACUUUGGGCGUAUCGCCGCCCGCUGAGCUCUGCCGUGUGUCUAUUUGCCGCUCACCUCGUCGGCUGUGUCCCUGCCGACAGACUGCGCCUCCGCCUCAUGUCACCCUUGCCCGCCGUGCGCCGUGCUGCGUCCGCUGCAUGCCCAUAUUUUCAUCAUGCCUUUUACGCAACAAUACAGUGUUCCGUCCAGA